AUGAAAAGAAAGAUAUCCGCAAGCCAUCCACCCCCAACCACAGUUGCCUCGCAGACGUACAGCGACACAGUACAAAUUAAUCUGAAUUCUCAUUUGCAUACACCAUGGGCCUUGCUCCACCCGACAAAAGAAAUUUUCACCGCUACAGUUGAGACUGCGAAACGAUUCCUGGAUGCUUUAGCUGUCUCCGUCAGCGAUUCCCAGUCAGCUAGACUGCAAAGCAACAGAAAGCGUAAAAGAUCUGAGAUUGAACCACACGAUACCGGUCGGAUUUUGCAGAUUAAAGAGUUAUAUGUUGACGGCUUCACAUCAGGUCAAAUUUGGGAACAGGCAACAAGAAUUCUUGACUCAGCUGCGUGUGAGGUUGGGCGGGACUCCACCAUAAGCUCGUACGGAGGGCGUCUUCCCUCAAAAAAACAGGCGCGACAUACGUCCUUCGGUAACGCAAAUUUCUGGGAUUAUAGUUCAGAGCACAGUGACUCCGAAACCUCUGCGGAGAGUUCUUCGAACCAGGAGAAAUUCGACAGUGGUUAUGAAGUUGGUGUGGAAUUCGAUGAUUCUCAAUCCCUGCACUCUGCCGACGGGGCAUGGGAAGCCCGAAGUGCCGAUGAUGAUUCCAUGGACGGUGAUGCCGAUUCCAAAUCUUCAGAAGAAAAUCAAGCCGAUGUCUACAGACAGGACCCUUUUGGAUUGAAUGACGGCUUCUUCUCCAUCGACGAUUUUAAUAAGCAGUCUGAAUUCUUUGAGAGGCAAGACGCCAAAGGCGGGAUCGACGACGACGAUGACGAGAGCGAUGAGGAAAUUAAUUGGCAUGCAGAUCCUCUAUUUCCUGCGAAGACAAUGUCGGCAAUUUCACUCAAAGCUGAGGAGAAUAGUGAAAUGAGCGAUGAAGAAGGGCCGAUAUUUGGCAACGUCGAUCCCAAAAAUAACUCAGAUUCAGAAGAUGAUGGACAUGUUGGUGAGGAUUCCACAGGCUGGACUAACACCAACGACAUCAAAUACUCUGAUUUCUUCGCCCCGCCUCCGAGAAAAGCCUCAGAUAGGAAGUUACGCCCGCUCCCGAAGACGCAACCAGACGAAACCACUAUUGAAAAUGAUAUAGAGCAUGCGAUUGCUGAUGUCCGUCGUGAUCUCUUCGAAGACAAUAAUUCGACUGAUGCCGAACUUGAUUCUGACGGGGAUCUCGAUAGUGGAGUACAACGUUCAUCUCAUGAGAGACAUCGUGCGCGAAUAGCAGACGAAAUCCGUCGUCUGGAAGCGGCCAACGUUGCAAAAAAGGAAUGGAUGCUUGCUGGUGAAGCCAAAGCUGGAGGAAGGCCGAUGAAUUCCCUGAUCGAAGAAGAUUUGGAAUUCGAAAGGAUUGGAAGACCUGUCUCCGUAGUUACCAAGGAACUCACGGAAGAUAUCGAAAGUCUUAUCAAACGUCGGAUUCUCGCCAAGGAAUUCGAUGAAGUUAUUCGCCGGCAUCCCGGGACUACUUCGGCAGGGGAAAUCCCUAGGAGAGGAAAACUUGAGAUCGAUGAUUCUAAACCACAUAAAAGUCUCUCUGAGCUAUACGAAAUGGACCAUCUUCAUGCGACCGACUCUAACUAUGUUGAUAUGAAGGACUCAAAACUGAAACGUGAACAUGCUGAUAUUUCCGGCCUGUGGAAGGAGAUAAGUUCGCAAUUAGACACACUCUCUAGCUGGCAUUAUAAGCCCAAGAAUCCUCAGGCGAGUAUAAAUGUUGUUGCGGAUGUGGCAACAGUUUUGAUGGAAGAUGCUCGGCCGACUGUUGGCAGUGCUGUCGGAGGUUCAGAAGCUCUUGCGCCGCAGGAGAUUUAUACGCCAGGUGACGAUAGUAGGACUGCUGGAGAGUUAGUGCUUAAGAACGGUAUAUCAGUAUCCAGGGAAGAAAUGACUCGAGAAGAGAAAGCCAGAUGGAGACGCCAGCACAAGGAGGAACUAAGGAAGGCCAACAGGGGAGAUGCCAAGCGGCAAGUGGGCAGAACAGCGGAAAGACAGCAGCUUGUAUCGGACCUGAAGAAAGGCGGUGUUAAAGUUAUCGGCAAGCAGGGCGAAGUCACGGAUGUUUAUGGUGACAAAGUCAACCAGGAAAAUGCAAGGAACGGCGUUGACGCACUGAAGUUGUGA
Messenger RNA from Monascus purpureus, 2133 nucleotides. The record is from the annotation of a GenBank genome assembly. Lineage: Eukaryota; Fungi; Ascomycota; Eurotiomycetes; Eurotiales; Aspergillaceae.